CUCCCGUACAAUACAGGGCAGUGAGGGCACUGAAGACGCACUGCAGAGGUGUGAGGUUUGUGUCCAAAAUGUGAAAUUACCGCAUUUGUCGGGUCACUGAUUGCUGCUAUAUGCAUGUCUAAUUUGCGAGAUUUGAACAGUCUCGGGAUUUAGUUGCCACUGAUUUCACUUGUUUGACAUGUCAAUUCAAAAAGUAGCUUGAUGAGUGUCCAAAGUAUCAGUGGAAGUUUUGAGGAGCCAUCUUGGUCCCAGCUCUCCACGUCCCCAGCGCAGGGGUCGCUUUCUCAGCAACAUAUCACGGCUGUGGUGAAGGCUAAGGAAGGCACCAUGGAGGAGCUGCACAGUCUGGACCCCCGCAGACAGGAGCUGCUGGAGGCUCGCUUCAUGGGCGGGGUCGGGGGGAGCACCGGGGGCAGCACCGGGAGCACCAGCGGGGGAACCAGCGGGGGAACCAGCGGGGGAACCAAAGGCUUGACGAACAACGAAUGUUCAAACCACAGUUUUGGAAGCCUGGGCUCGUCGAGCGACAAGGAGUCGGAGGGCUCAGAGGUGAAAAGAGGGAGCUCUCCUGCGUACUCGACCCCCGAAAAGAAACACUCGGAGUCGUCCCGAGGGAGGAAGAGGAAACCUGACAACCAAUCAGAGAGCAGCCAAGGAAAAUCCAUUGGACGAGGCCCCAAGAUCAGUGAUUACUUUGAUUUCCAGGGAGGGACCGGCUCCAGCCCUGUCAGAGCUGCCCCCCCGCCCCUCCGCUCCCCACAGAACUCACAUUCCUUCUCAGCUCAGGGCUCCUCGAUCCGGCAAAAUAGCUCCUCGCCUACUAGUCUGUCCUUCGGGGAUGUGAUGCAUCCGAAGCAGCUAGCAAUCAAAUGUGUCCAGACGGACCUCACGGGGCUGAAGUUGGCCGCCCUGGAGAGUAAUAAGAACCUGGACCUGGAGAAGAAGGAGGGGAGGAUAGAUGAUCUUCUUAGGGCCAACUGUGAUCUCAGGAGACAGAUAGACGAACAACAGAAAUUACUUGAAAAAUACAAGGAACGCUUAAAUAAAUGCAUCACCAUGAGCAAGAAGCUGCUCAUAGAGAAGAGCACCCAGGAGAAGCAGGGCUGCAGGGAGACCAGCAUGCAGGAGAGGCUGCGUCUGGGCCACUUCACCACCGUGCGACACGGGGCUUCUUUCACGGAGCAGUGGACGGACGGCUUCGCCUUCCAGAACCUCGUCAAGCAGCAGGAGUGGAUAAACCAACAGAGGGAAGAAAUCGAGAGGCAGAGAAAACUGUUAGCCAAGAGGAAGCCUCCGUCUGCCAGUAGCUCGCAGGCCCCAGCCUCCAGCUCGGAGCCCAAGCAGCGCAAGGCCAAGGCCCUGAACGGCGCGGAGAACGACCCCUUCCUGAAGCCCAGCCUACCUCAGCUGUUGUCCCUCGCCGAGUACCACGAACAGGAGGAGAUCUUCAAGCUGAGGCUGGGACAUCUCAAGAAGGAGGAGGCUGAGAUCCAGACCGAGCUGGAACGUCUGGAGAGAGUCCGCAACCUUCACAUCCGGGAGCUGAAGAGAAUAAACAACGAGGACAGCUCCCAAUUCAAAGACCAUCCAACGUUGAAUGAACGAUAUCUGCUGCUACACCUUCUGGGAAGAGGAGGCUUCAGUGAAGUUUACAAGGCCUUUGACUUGAUUGAGCAACGGUAUGCUGCUGUGAAAAUCCACCAGCUCAACAAGAACUGGAGAGAGGAGAAAAAGGAGAACUAUCACAAACAUGCCUGCCGGGAGUACAGAAUACACAAGCAGCUGGAUCACCCCAGGAUCGUCAAGCUCUACGACUACUUCUCACUGGAUACAGACACGUUCUGCACGGUGCUGGAGUACUGCGAGGGGAACGACCUGGAUUUCUACUUGAAGCAGAACAAGCUGAUGUCUGAGAAGGAGGCUCGCUCCAUCGUCAUGCAGAUCGUCAACGCGCUGCGAUACCUCAACGACAUCAAGCCUCCCAUCAUCCACUACGACCUGAAGCCAGGCAACAUCCUGCUUGUGGAUGGCACAGCGUGUGGGGAGAUCAAGAUCACAGACUUUGGUUUGUCCAAGAUCAUGGAUGAUGACAACUAUGGGGUGGAUGGGAUGGACCUGACGUCCCAGGGAGCAGGGACAUACUGGUACUUGCCCCCCGAGUGUUUUGUUGUGGGUAAAGAGCCUCCGAAGAUCUCCAACAAGGUGGACGUGUGGUCCGUGGGGGUCAUCUUCUUCCAGUGUCUGUACGGAAAGAAGCCGUUUGGCCACAACCAGUCUCAACAAGACAUCCUGCAGGAGAACACCAUCCUCAAAGCUACCGAAGUCCAGUUUCCUGUCAAGCCUGUAGCCAGUAACGAAGCAAAGAACUUCAUCAGGCGCUGCCUGGCGUACAGGAAGGAGGACCGUUUUAACGUUCACCAGCUGGGCAGCGACUCCUACCUGCUCCCCCACAUGAGGAGGUCCAGCUCCUCGGGGAACCUCCAGAUAGGAGCCGGGGGGCCCGGGGCCCCCUCCUCCAGCAUCAUCUCCUACUGAGGGCCAACGCACCUACUGACAGACUUGACUACCCAGCAGCUCUCCCCCCCACCCCCCACCCCCCACCCAUCAGAGGAGAGGAACUGCUCUCCCCCCCGUCCCCCCCCGUAGCAGGGCACGGCAGGAGGAGACUAGGCCGUCUGGGUUCCCCUGGCGACGGGGGCCGCGGUUCCGUCUUGGCCGGGUCGGAGCCGCGUUUCAGACUUGUGUUGGUUUUCACGAGGACUGAGCAGUGAAGGGAUUUUAAUGAAGGAACACGAUGAUGAGUGCAGGGCCUUGUGAAGGUCCAGCAGAGCUGCUGCAGGGGAUGAAGGACCUGGGCCACACCACGGGGCCUCCAGAGUUUGGUUUGCAGAGCAGGAAGACGUCUUACAGAACUGACCCGUCGGGCCUGUCGUUCAGCUCCAUCCACAUGGUGCUGCCUGGGGGCAGAUGGUGGACCUGCCUGGGGGCAGGUGGUGGACCUGCCUGGGGGCAGGUGGUGGACCUGCCUGGGGGAAAGACGGUGGACCUGCCUGGGGGAAAGACGGUGGACCUGCCUGGGGCAGACCUGCCUGGAGACAACAUGGGGAGCAGGCAGCGUUAGUGUCCACAAGUCAUUUCACUAUCAACUUGGAGUUCUUUUUUGUUUGUUUGUUUUCAGAGGAAUUGUAUUUAAUAUUUCGAUGAAAUUACAGUCAACCAUGAGAAUGUAAUUUUAGCAUCCAGCCAUGUGUAGGCCCAUGCAGCAUACUAAUGUCCAAUGCACUAAAUAACCAAAUGUAGGCAAAUGGCAAUGUAAAGAAUCCUAUGCAGGAAGAAUUAAGACUAUUCAUUUUGAGAGAAAAAGCAAAUGCUGUACAUCCCAUAAUUUUGAGGUUUUGAAUUGCAGCAGUACUAUUCUGUACAAAGGUUUAACAUUUUUCGAUUGUAAAUUUGAUUUCCUGGAGUAUUUUGCAUCAUUUGAUGUUGCUAAUUUUUUUUCAAAGGGCUGUAUGAUUCACUUUGGGUACAAAUUGUACAGUUCAGCAAGAAGAAUAAAUGAUUAUAAUAAAUACUAGGAAAUCAUGGCAUGCCAUAAUAGUAACUUCUUUCAGAUAUGUUUUUGGGUUGGACCCCCCCCUCCACCCCCCUCCGUCAGGGUCAUGUACCAUAGAUCAGAACAGAAUGAUGUGGAUUGGAGAAUAAAUUAGUGCUUCUUA
Osmerus eperlanus (European smelt) is the source of this 3716-nucleotide messenger RNA. It is a transcript of the gene tlk1a, whose product is annotated as tousled-like kinase 1a. Gene Ontology annotation, cellular component: nucleus. NCBI's taxonomy places the organism in Eukaryota, Metazoa, Chordata, Actinopteri, Osmeriformes, Osmeridae. Gene Ontology annotation, biological process: chromosome segregation; intracellular signal transduction; peptidyl-serine phosphorylation. Gene Ontology annotation, molecular function: ATP binding; protein serine/threonine kinase activity. The record is from RefSeq and is a predicted model, not a curated record.